Molecule: messenger RNA, 3558 nt
Organism: Lodderomyces elongisporus
Lineage: Eukaryota; Fungi; Ascomycota; Pichiomycetes; Serinales; Debaryomycetaceae
Gene: TRY5
Product: Try5p
Exons: 1
Coding region: 1-3558 (1185 amino acids)
Biological process (GO): regulation of transcription by RNA polymerase II
Cellular component (GO): chromatin
Molecular function (GO): RNA polymerase II cis-regulatory region sequence-specific DNA binding; DNA-binding transcription factor activity, RNA polymerase II-specific
Source: RefSeq, a predicted model, not a curated record
AUGCCACCACAAAAAAAGUACAUAUGUGGCUUCUGUGCAAAAGCAUUCACUAGGUCAGAGCACAAACAGCGACACGAAAGAUCUCACACCAAUGAAAAACCAUUCCAUUGUCGAUUUUGCACAAGCUCAUUUGUCAGAAGAGACUUGUUGCAACGACAUUGCCGAACAGUGCAUCAAAACCAGAAUAACAACUUACAAUUGCAACAGCAACAACAGCAGCAGCAACAACUAGAAGAAAAAGAAGAAGAUAAACAAAACCAACAACACGUGCAGAAACAGAACCAAAAUCAAAGACAAAGACAAAGACAAAAACACAAACUGUCGGAUCUGCUACUGCAAUCUUUUACUCCAAAUGGUACAAAUCAGCGGGACAUUACAGCAUCACCAAAUAAAACAACACUGCUCUCAUACAAAAACAAUUUCCACGCAACAAACAAUUUGGCUGCACCACCACUACAAAAUUUGACUUCUUCCUUGCACAAUAUAAAUGGAACACACAAUGAACAUCAAGCAUCUCCUAAACGAAAGAAAAGAACAAACUCAAUACCAAAUUACGACACCAACUUUAAUGCUACUACAAGUACAAACUCUGCACCUAGAAGAAAUUCAAGUAUUCUGCAAUCAAGAGACAAUGAAAUUAUUGGCAUACUCUCAGUGACGAAAAAACUAGAUGGGAUUUUACGCAAUGAAGAACAAACAACUCUUGUCGAUAACCAAGUAGGCUCAGCUUGUGAAUACUUUCUCAUUGGCCACACCAUACUACAAGAACAAUCACAGAGUUUCCCUGUUUUCAAUAUCAUUUUAAAAAAUUUAGUAAACUUUUUAAAUGGAUACAACGAAGAAGGUGGCAGAACCCACAGUCCCCACCACACUAAUAAUAAUACUACAACUAAUAAUGCUGCUGAUACUACUACUACCACUACUCCUCCACCUUUACCAACAUCCACUAAUUAUCACAACAAGAACCCAAAUAGUGCUCUGUCCAAUAAUACAUCAGGCACACCCAACUACUCAACUACUGCUUCGACAUCCACCUCUACUUUAAAACACUUUAAAAUUGGCAUCAUAUAUGCAAUCAUCUCCCUUGGCUAUAUAAUCAACAAAGAUGCGACCAAUUCACUCAAGUAUUUCAAAAAAGCAUGGAUCUUGUUGAUUAAAAAACUCAUACCACAAUACAAUACAAGCAAUGUUUCACAAGAUCAAGUUGAAAUUGCCAAUAUCCUAUUCCUCUUAUCAUACAUUUACAUUACAUAUGACCUACAAGGCCACAACGUAAAUGACUCUGAUGAGCAAGAUGAGGAAAACCGCGUAUACCUCAACAAUAAAGUCAUCUUGGACUAUAUGGACCAAAUCAGCUUUAUAAUCAUUUCUAAUCUCACCGAUUUUAGUAACCCGCUGGAUCGUUUGAUCGAUGCUAACCUUGGACUAUUCUGGGGCAUCUACUCAUUGCUAUCCUUGUACAAUGAAGACAAAGUACCCAAGAUGCACACCAUGUUCUUCAACAAGGUUGUUAAAGCAGAUGGCAAUGAGGAAAAUUCCAAUAAUAGCUUGUCGAACCUCAGUGAAAUGGCAAAUAUGAAACUAUCUACCUUGAUGAGAAGCUUUGCCAAAAUGCAUUGUCUCAUAGAUAGCCAGUUCGUCAAGAUGGUUAUAAUUGCCGCAUUAACUAAUGAAUUGAAGAAUGAAGGGAAAAAGGCCAAUAAAGAAGAAAAAGAAGAACAAGAAGAACCUAACAAACCAUCACUGUCAAAUACAAAUACAAAUACAAAUUCAGCAACAGGCACAAGCACGAGUACUAAUUUGAAGGUUGAGAAAAUUUACGAUUCUAAAAACAGUUUACACAAUGCCAUAAUAUUGAUAAAUAAAUCCAUAAACAAUUUUCAGCCAAGCACUCUAAACAUUGCCGAAAUCAAGCCAGAAGUUAAACUUUUUGAAUUGUUUCGUAAGAAUUUGAUCAUCAGCUCGCCAUUAAAAUUUCACGAAUUGUUAAGCAACUAUAUCCUCAUUCCAGAGAGUUUCUACAAUUGGCAAUUGUUCAAUUUGACUUUAAAAGAAGUCAUCAACAAUGAUUAUCAAUUGGACAAGGCUUUGCGCGAAACAGUGGCAAACCACGUUCAAGCUCAAGAAUUAUCAAACUUGGAAAGUACUAUACGAAACUUUUUUGAUUAUAGACAAGUACCCUUGGAAAUCAAUAACAAUGUGUCGAUUAUAAGUUUCCCGGUGAUAUUCUUUGCCAACUACUUAAACAUUGGCUUAUUGAAAAUGGAUGACUUUAGUUUGCUACAAUUACAAAGCAUGUAUUAUUUUAUUGUUGAAUGGUACGUUGUGAUGAACAAGCUCUUGGUCAUGGUAUUUUGCGAUGAGUUUUGUCUGUUGAAUGAUAAUUAUAUUUUGCAAACCUUGUUAUUCAUGUUAUUGGACAAUAAACUGGCAUUACUUUGCAAAUUAGGAAUUGAACAUAUAAUGCAUACAACACCAGAAAAUAAUGAAGUGUUUAAGCUUGACAAAAGAUGGUUUUGGAUUGCCAAAAUAAAACUAGAUAAUACUUUUGAACAAUGGAUUGCGUAUCUCAAGCAAAUCUUAUCUAAGAGAGGUACUGGAACCGAGAUUCAGAGCUAUACCCUUUGCAAAGUCUCGGUGGUUAAGAUUCUUAAUGAAGUGGUUGCAUAUGACGAAUCAUUAAGGUUUAAGGAAGAAGAUGGAAACAAUAGUGAAAAUGUAAAACUAGCGCUUGAUACCAAUAGUAUGGGAAAACUAUCAGCAGUCUCAAAUACUUUGAGUGGCUUGAAUCCCGCUUUUGCUACUGGGACCAGCAAUGGUGGUGUUGCAAACGGAGGACUUGCACCAUUUCAAGCAAGAUCGCAGUCCAUUAAUUCAACAAAUAUGAACCAUUCAACUUCCUUGCAAAAUUAUCAGUUACCACCACAGCAGCAACCACAACAGCGGCAUUCCAUUCUGCGACAUCCUAGUAUAGGAUUCAUUAGCUAUUACAACACUCCAAACUAUACCGCUGAGUAUCAAUCCCAACCACAACAGCAACAGCAACAACAACAACAACAACAGCAACCUCAACCUCCGCCAAUUCUUACGCAACAGUUCCAACAGCAACAGCAACAACAACAGCAACAACAACAAGGAUAUAGCAAGAGAGAUUCGCUUGCUAUGAGUGUGGUCUCCAAUGACUCGAUAAACCAAAACAUGACUAUGAGUGGAAUGAAGAAUAGCUUCUCGAUGCAGCUGCAACAUCUGGUCAGUAGUGGUUAUAGUGGACAUAGUAACCAGGGAUAUCAUAAUGUAUCGAUGGAUACGCCUCCAUCCCACCAGCAUGGAACGAGUAUUAGCCUGACAGUAGGAGUUGGUGGUGGAACAGGUCCUAAUACAGGUAUGAGUGGGUAUUAUAGUUAUAUUACUCAGCCGCCACAACCAUCGUCAUCUUCUACAGCACUGGGUUUAGGUGCAGGCGCAAGUGCUGGAGGUAAUGGAAAUACAAAUGUCGGUGCACUGUUGAUCUUGCCGCCAUUGGGCAAUGAGCGAAAAGGUAAAGGUGUGCAAUUAUAG